AUGAUUGAACGAUUUGAAAGCUUCAAAAAAAUUUAUAUUUUGUUCAUCUUAACAAUUUGUUAUAUUGUCGGCGAGUUGGGACAUUAUUUAAUUGGCGUAACUUCCAGGGCAACUGCAAGAGAUAUUGAUUAUGGUGAUCAUGCUUGUCAACUGAAUAACACGAAAUUUGAAAAGAAUUCAUUGCCAAUACAAUGCGACGACAUCAGCGAACCAGAAUCAUGUUCGGGACUUAAUAUCAGUGGAGUUCAAUAUUGUGAAUGGGAUUACAAUGGAUUGGGUCUUGAGUAUCAAUUGCUUGCUGGGCCUGUUUUUAUUCUCGUAUUCACAAUUGUGGGAGUUAUCUUGGGAAUAGCUGCUGACAAAUAUAACCGAUCAAAGAUGCUUUUCGUUUGUACUCUCGUAUUUGGCGUUGCAAUUGUUCUACAAGGUUCAGUUCAAAAUUACUGGCAAUUAAUUUUUCUUCGUAUGAUCAUGGCAGCUGGCGAAUCAGGUUGUAAUCCUUUAGCAACUGGAAUCAUGAGUGAUAUCUUCCCUGAAAAUAAAAGAGCUCUUGUCAUGGCUAUUUUCAAUUGGGGAGUUUAUGGGGGUUAUGGAAUUGCCUUUCCUGUCGGCCGAUACCUUACAAAGCUUAAUCUUUGGAACUUGAGUUGGAGAGUCUGUUAUUAUGCCACAGGCGUUUUAGCUUUAAUCAUUGCUGUCUUAAUGGGCUUGACAUUGAAGGAACCUGAAAGAAAAACAACUAACACAGCAACCACGCAUAAGCAUUCUGAGAAAACUUCACUGUGGAAAGUGUUAAUGGAGCCGGGAGUUAUUAUGUUAACGAUUGCUGCAUCUAUCAGACAUUGCGGUGGAAUGACAUUUGCUUACAAUGCUGAUCUUUAUUAUAACAGUUAUUUCCCAAAUGUUGAUCUCGGAUGGUGGUUGUUUGCUGUGACAAUUGGUAUUGGAUCAAUAGGCGUUGUUGUGGGUGGAAUUGUAUCAGAUAAAAUUGUGAAAAAAAUGGGAGUUCGAUCGAGAGUUCUUGUUCUUGCGCUGUCACAAUUAAUUGCCUCACCUGGUGCUUUUGGAUCAGUUUACUUCGAUCCAUUCUGGGCUAUGAUAACUCUAGCAACAUCUUACUUUUUCGCUGAAAUGUGGUUUGGAAUUGUAUUUGCUGUUAUUGUUGAAAUUGUGCCAUUAGAGUUUAGAAGUUCUGUCGUUGGAAUUUUCAUGUUCGUUAUCAACAAUGUGGGUGGAAAUCUUCCAAUCUUGGUUGAUCCAUUGGCUAAGAUGAUUGGAUACAGAGAAUCAAUCGCAAUAUUUUACGCUGGUUUUUACCUUAUAAGUUCAGUUCUUUUCUUCAUCACAAUGUACUUCCUUGAAGGAAAACCAAAGGCUGUCGUACCUGCCACAACACAAACUGAAGACAAUAUUAAUCGUGUACAAAAUGGAGUCGAUAAUCGAAGUUACAUUCCAGAUACAGUAACAAUGCAACAGCUAAGUGGGAGAACGACUGACAAAAAUUAUUAUUAAAUUAAAUUAAAACAAUUCCUUGUUCAUUGAACGUGAUGUAAGAUUUUUCUUUCAUAAUUUUAAAUUCUUUUUAUUAUACCUUUUUUGAGAAUCAACUGAGACAGAAAUGUGAUGAUUAUUACAACAUGGUAUCAUAUCAAUUUUAUAUCAAAAUAGAAUUUUAAAUGCUACAACUAACUUUAAUUAAUAAAUAUUUUUAUAAUUCGAUCAAAAUGAGAAAUGCACAAAACAAAGCUUUUAAGCUUAAAAAUAAGAAUGAAGCUUCAGGUGUUUAUUUAUUUAGAUAAUUGCAGUCUAUGAAGGAUGUCGCCGGUGUCAAAAUAAAUGAACGGCAACAAUGUAAAUAAUACUUAAAAAUUGAGUUUAUUGUUUUCAGGGUGAGACAAAUUUCAUAUCAGAGAAUAUUAAGCAAUUAAAAUACAAAACGCAAGUUAAUUACAAAACGAGAAUUUAAAUUAUUUAAUUAAAUAUUUCACCCACGCAGGAAAAAAAAUCUUAGAACAAAAAAAAAGUUAUAACCCGUGUUCGAAUAGUUUAGUUUUCGAUGUGUUUAUAUUAAAAAUAUUAAAGCCAAUAUUAGAGAAACGUUUGAUGAAAAUUUCUUAAAUUAUUUGACAGGAUAUAAAUCUAAAGCAAUGACGGUUGUUUUUAUAAAUAUUUACUGUAUUAAUGUUGAGUAUUAAAGAGAAGGAGGGAGAGUGAGAUUAAGAGAUAGAAAGAGAUUUAUGUUGUGAUGUAAGCAGAUCAAUUGAAGAUGAUAAGAAUGAGAUUAAUAAAUUAGCUUCAAUGAAAAUGAGAGGAAUUCAUAGAUCACG
Messenger RNA from Clunio marinus, 2327 nucleotides. Lineage: Eukaryota; Metazoa; Arthropoda; Insecta; Diptera; Chironomidae. The record is from the annotation of a GenBank genome assembly.